Actinia tenebrosa (Australian red waratah sea anemone) is the source of this 1594-nucleotide messenger RNA. Its product is annotated as ribitol-5-phosphate xylosyltransferase 1-like. Gene Ontology annotation, molecular function: ribitol beta-1,4-xylosyltransferase activity. NCBI's taxonomy places the organism in Eukaryota, Metazoa, Cnidaria, Anthozoa, Actiniaria, Actiniidae. The record is from RefSeq and is a predicted model, not a curated record. Gene Ontology annotation, biological process: protein O-linked glycosylation via mannose. Gene Ontology annotation, cellular component: Golgi apparatus.
AAAACUGAAAGCAGGCUCAAAGAUUGAUCAGCGGUUCUUGAAGAGCAUGCGUACRAAUGGCUAGAAUUCAAAAUGGCGGACGGAAAGUGUCUAAGCGUUUUGAGAAAUAUUGCAAGGUUUUACUUACUUUAGCAUUGGUAGGAUACGCCUUAGGGACUUGCUAUGCCAUUUUUGCACUAUGGCCAAAGGGUCACGAAGAGAAAAACCAGUUUGGUCAAGUAAAAUCAGUAAACAGGACUUUUCCACCAGUUCCCUAUAAAGAUGUGGACGUGGAAGUUUGGGGGAAGGCGGCAAUAGGAUUGUACUUUUGGCAGCAUGUUUUUGAAGGCCCCUUGGUUGAUAGAAUGGGCGGUAUGUGGAGUUAUGGAGAAAAGACUGUUGGGCCAUUCAAGUUCAAAUUUCGCACUGGCCCUGGUGUUAUCUCUGAUAAGGUCCCACAAGGAAUCAAGCACCUUGUUUUGAUAUUAAAUGGGCGUGAACAAAGCAAAAUAGAUUUUGCGAAAGUUUGGCUGGACUCUUUACAGAACUUUGACCAUUUAAAAAACGUUGCAGUAGUGUUGCUAGGCAACGAAUAUUGUGAUAAUGGCUGGUUUGAAGAGUAUAUGAGAAGUCAAGGUGGAUUGGUAAAAUUAGCAUUUGUGGUGUAUGACAUUCCAAACAGAGACAACAGUGUAUUUUUCCAAUGGCCCCUGGGAGUAGCAACAUACAGAAGUUUUCCAAAUAUUAAGCCUUUCAAAGUGGAAUUAGAAAAGCCACGAAAAUAUAUCUGUAAUUUUCUGGGAACUGUUUAUGAAAAUUCUUCAAGGGUGCUUUUGAGAAAGAUCAUUGAAGUUCACAAGUUGGAUCAAGUUUGUUAUGUUCAUUACAGAGAGAACUGGCUCCCAAAAGAGAGUACUGAGUCUAAAAAUCAGUAUCAUAAUGCUCUCGCAAAUAGUGACAUCACUUUAUGUCCGGUAGGGAUUAAUACUGAAUGUUACAGAAUAUAUGAAGCUUGCUCCUAUGGAUCUGUUCCAGUGAUAGAGGAUAUCAUGACCCCUGGGAAUUGUGGGAAGGAAGGAGGUUUAUCUCCUUUGUAUAUAUUAAAAAAAUAUAAAGCUCCUUUCAUAUUUAUCAAAAACUGGGCAGAAUUGCCAAAGGUUAUUGAGAGUGAAAAAUUAAUGAGUCAAUAUGAGCUUGCUGAUAGAAGAAAAAUGAUUAUCAAUUGGUACAAAAAAUUUAAGGAUCAACUUAAAAUUCAUUUUGUGCAGACUUUAAUCAAGAAAUUUGAAAUAUGAAUUAUUUUUGUCCCAUCCAUGCUAUAUUAAUUGAUGAGGGUAAUUUGAUAUUAUACUAGUAAGUUCUACUAACUCAUUUAAAAUGUGGAAUUUACAGUGAACUGUGAACACCAUAAAAUGCAUACUAUAAUGCAUCCCUUGAGCCAAUCAAUAGACCUCCUCGGCUCGGGCGUAAUAAUUUCCCAUUUCAGACCACGUGGCAUUCCCUGGAGAAUAAGAUUCUUUGUUUGAGUUGUGUCAAUACUCAUGUGCCUUCUCAUGUUCAACGGAGCUCAAGCAUUAAACAAAUUAAUGAUACUCUAGGAAAUGACACCUGGGGG